ACAUCUUUGCAUCGACGGAAAAGAUAAUAGACUAGGAAUAGUUGGUGAGCGCGACCAUUGUGGUUAACCAACCAAAUAAAGGUUUCCGAGAAUAAUGACUUGCUGAGAAAAGCAUAUUCAGCGUAGUUUCCUAUUUCAACCGUACCGCUUUCAAUUAGUCGAUUCACUUCAUGAACGAUGUUCACGCUUGACUUUAGGUGCGAAUAUUGUAUUUAUGUAGAAAAAAUAAUUUUCCUUUAACUAAAAUGUAAAUUAAAAUCUCUUUAAAAAUUUUUAAACAUGAGUGGUAUAGAUGACUUAAUUUUUUAUCGUUAACAGGUGUUAUCUAAAAAAGCAGUCAUAAUGACACGGUUAUUAACAGCAAUAUUUUCUUCUUGUCUUAUUAUCUUUUUCAGCUGCACAAGGAGUGCCAAAUGAUUGGACAUAUCGGUCGUGCUCACAGAGAAAAUCCAAUCAAAACCGUCAUUAUUUCUCAUGGAAAAAUCUUGCUUCAUAGGUGGCUUUUGAAAUGUAUAUUGAGGCUCUGUCAGUGGUUUAAUUUUCUUGGCGAAUUUAGGAAUGAUUGCUAUAGUUGUUUACAAGUGCACAGCUGGAACAAUUUUUUUUUUUGUUUUUUUUUUGCUUGACUUUGUCAAGAGGUGCAAAUCUUAUUGGGUGGAGAAGAGAUAAAAGCAGUUUCCUUUAUUUGACAUCCGUGGAAUCCCUCGAAAAUACUACAACAACCCGCGCAAGCUUCAAAGGAACUGAUCCACAAUUUGCGAUCAACAUAUCAGUCAAUUUUGGUUUCUUUGCUGUCGCUCAAAGGAAAGUCUCAGCAAUUCUUCGAUGAGCAAUGAGCAAUUCUUCAACAUUUUCUGUUUUUGUGACCACCGGCAACUGUAUAAUAAUCUUUCUUAUUCCUCUGACGAUUUUGGGUGAUCUUGCUGUUUGUACGGCGUUUUGCUUGAACCGCACAUUAAGGACGCGAACGAAUGUGUUUUUCCUGAGUCUGGUGACGUCGGACAUUCUUCUAGCUUUGCUGGUAAUGCCACUAGAGAUUGUUCGUCUGUCGCAUUACUUGCACUGGCCUUUUGGACGAACUGUGUGCAAUGUUUUUAAUUCGGGAUUUGUUUCCCUUGGAGGUGCCUCCAUUUGCAACUUGUGCGCAACAGGAAUUGAUCGGUAUUUGGCCAUUUCUCGUCCAUUAAGGUACUGCCGUGAAAUUUCAAACACCGUUAUCGCAUCUGUUGCCUUCGUGUGGCUAUUUGCAUUUAUCAGUGGAUUUAUAAGUUACUUUCUAUGGAGUCAAUCCCAUCCGCUGAUCUGCGCAGACCUCUCAGCUCCCCUGAGUUACUCAGUUUUGCUGUUACUUUUCGACCUUCUCGCACCAUUCGUAAUUUGUCUUUUUAUGUACGCCAAGAUAUUUCGAAUAUCUCGUCAACAAGCGAGAAAGAUCACCUCGACCUGCCGUUGGAUCAGAGGAAAACAUUACAAUGCACUUCAGGAAAAGAAAUCAGCGAAAACGCUAAGUAUCCUGGUUGGUCUUUUCGCCCUGGCGUACCUUCCCUUUCUCAUAUUUCACGCUAUAGAUGGCGCUUUCAACGAGCAAUUCCCGAAUAGGUUUUAUUUCGGUAGUGUUGUUAAGUGGCUGGUCUUUGCCAACUCUACAUUAAACUGGGCCGUGUAUGGAUUUCUUAAUAAAGAGUACAGGAAGGCAUUAUUCAAGAUUUGCAGUGCCUUAUGGUGUAAACGUCGCCACAGGAUAAUCGACCAAGCUGAUAACAUAGACGCUUAUUCUAUUUCUUAAAGGAAUAAAAUAUAGGGCUGAAAAUCAGAUAAGUUGAGCAAAUGUUAGGAGAUAGUUACUCUAGAGAGGAAAUGAAAAUGUCCUAUUCUAAAGACUCUAUAUCAAGUCAAGAAAUUGAAUACGAAAUGUGAUAACCGACUUUCUACCAAAAAUCGAAUCAAUAUGAAAAGAAGGAGUCAGGUUAUUUGCUUAAGAUGAUCAACCAAGAAACUGACAGCCUUUUGUCCUGAGUCACUCAAGAUUACUUCCGAUCUUGAUGGUCCCAGAAGGAUCUCGAAAAAUCAAAUCCUUGAUUGUGGAAUCUACUUUCGUGACGAUCAUGCCUAAGCAGCAUCUAUAUGUUAUACUUCAGAACAUUCCAAUGAUAUGCAAGUUAGGUGCAAGAUUGAGAUCAUUCCCAGGAGACCAAUUAGGUUGAGCCUUGAGCCUGGUCGAAAGUUGUUUUGUUUUGCUUCGUCGCUUAGAAGGCAUAUUUAAGAGUUAAACAUCUGUCGUGAGGCACACCUUUCACCCCACGGAAUGGCAUAAUUAAACUGCUAAACUGCUUUGACUUGGAAGCUCAUAGAAACGUACGUCAUGACUUCAUACAGAAUAUACAAAUUUAUUGAAAUGGAUGUAAUUUUACACAAUAGAUGCUACUCCAUGUUAUUAGGUAAUAAAACAAUCGUUAAGAAGAACAUCUUUUGUAAGGAAUGAUUUCUGUACAACAGAAUGUCACAGAACUUUAAAUUAUCAGUAUCCAUCAAUGAGAAUUGCUCUAUAUUUCUUGUAAAGGGACAUAUAUACAAUUGCGCUGUUUGAUACACAUCAGUAGCAAUAUAUUAGAUUCUGUGAUUUUCCAUCUUUUGAUUGUAUACAUUCAAUAAAGUGAUAACUGAGCUUACGCAUUUGUAACGUUGAAAAUAUUAAAUAUAUUAAAUAUGUGCAUCUCCAGUGUUGUAAAUAACUAAAUGAACCUAUUGAAAGCUAAAUAAAUAGAUAAACGUUUCUAUUAAAAAGUACAUUUGCAUUUGUAAUAUACAUUUUGUAACCACCCUAAAAUGUCUACAUCGUUACUCUACUGGUAGCUAUAUUUGGUACUGUUAUUAGCAUGAGUAGCAAGAGUCAGUCCGUUCAACAGCCAAUGAUGGAUUGUGUGGUUUAGUGCGCUGCAUAUAAGUAACGUACACACGUUCAACAGGAGCCAAAAAUAAAUGAGAAUCGUAAAAAACCACUCGUCUACCAAUCGUUUGAAAACUUCGGCAGUCAUCCCCUCAGGUGAUAGUGUAACGUAACAAACUGUUUUUGAAUAAAUAUCAGCGUUGGAAUUUUCACAGAUGGAAUUUUAAUAUCUCU
This is a messenger RNA of Stylophora pistillata, 3121 nucleotides long. Its product is annotated as histamine H2 receptor-like. Lineage: Eukaryota; Metazoa; Cnidaria; Anthozoa; Scleractinia; Pocilloporidae. Gene Ontology annotation, cellular component: plasma membrane; dendrite. The record is from RefSeq and is a predicted model, not a curated record. Gene Ontology annotation, molecular function: neurotransmitter receptor activity; G protein-coupled serotonin receptor activity. Gene Ontology annotation, biological process: chemical synaptic transmission; G protein-coupled receptor signaling pathway, coupled to cyclic nucleotide second messenger.